AUGUCUGACAGAGCGUACGCAAUUGAAGAAAUCCUCGAGGAUAAAGCAAUUAUUAAAGGAAAUCGAGCACAGAAAUUCUACCGAGUUCGAUGGGAACCAACAUGGGAACCAGCAAAAGUGAUGCUAGAUCAGGCUCCGGACGCCGUCGAACAAUACGAAAGAAAUAAGAACUUGAAAAACCCAAUUGGCAAUUCCUCAAAGGAUCAGAUCGAAAUCGAAGGAUUAUUGGACGGUUGUAGUGAUAUACGACACGCAACCUUC
Messenger RNA from Anisakis simplex (herring worm), 261 nucleotides. The record is from the annotation of a GenBank genome assembly. NCBI's taxonomy places the organism in Eukaryota, Metazoa, Nematoda, Chromadorea, Rhabditida, Anisakidae.